This is a messenger RNA of Lactuca sativa (garden lettuce), 3009 nucleotides long. RefSeq lists its product as uncharacterized. The record is from RefSeq and is a predicted model, not a curated record. NCBI's taxonomy places the organism in Eukaryota, Viridiplantae, Streptophyta, Magnoliopsida, Asterales, Asteraceae.
AUGGAUAGAUCUUGGAUGUAUUCUGCACCAAGAUGUAGUGAACCUUUUAUAAAUGGGGUUCAAUUUUUCUUAAAUUUUGCAUUUGAGAGAUCAAAUGUUAACGGAAAGAUAUUAUGCCAUUGUGCACGUUGCCUGAAUAUGUAUUAUCGUGGAAGGGGAGAUAUUUUGGAUCACCUCAUAUGUUUCGGGUUUCGUUCAGAAUACUUGGUAUGGGUGUAUCAUGGGGAAGGCUCAACAACUACAUCAUCUGGUAUAGUACAUAAUGCAGAGGAAGAUCUAUUUGACCAUGACAUGUAUGAAAUGUUGAAUGAUGUAUUUCAACCCGAGAUCGACGUAACUAGAGUAGAGACACACGAGGCUACCUUGAAUAGUGGUCAAGAGGUGGAAAAUGAAGGAAGAAUAUUUGAUAAUAUAGUUAAGGAAGUUGAAGAGAAGUUAUAUCCGAGUUGCAAAUACAACAAGUUAUCUAGCAUAGUGCAUCUGUACCAUAUAAAGUGUCUUAAUGGAUGGAGCAACAAAUCAUUCUCUAUGUUGUUGGAGUUUUUAAAAGAUUUGUUACCUGAAGGAAAUUUGUUACCAAAGACCACCCCACAAGUGAAAAAAAUAAUGGCUAAACUGGGAUUAGGAUAUGAAAAAAUCCAUUCAUGUCCUAACGGUUGCAUGUUAUUUUGGGAAGAGAAGGAGAAAGAUGAAUGUUGUUCUAUUUGUGGAUCAUCGAGAUGGAAAGUGUCUCAAGAUAAUUCAGAAAAUGGAACGAUUCCACCUAAGAAGAAGGCAUCAAAAAUAUUACGGUGGUUUCCUUUGAAGCCUAGACUUCAGAGAUUGUUCAUGUCAUCGAAGACAGCUAGCCUAAUGAAGUGGCACCAUGUAGAACGUGUGGAAGAUGGAAAGAUUCGACAUCCGGCUGAUGCACUAGCCUGGAAAGAUUUUGAUAAAAAAUUUCCAGAAUUUGCUAGUGAUCCCCGCAAUGUUCGUUUAACUCUAGCAAGUGAUGGUUUUAACCCAUUCAGGACAAUGAACGUGUCGCAUAGUAUUUGGCCAGUUUUUCUUAUUCCCUACAACUUGCCACCAUGGUUGGUUAUGAAACAACCUAAUUUCAUUCUCUCCUUAAUUAUUCCCGGUCCAAGAGCUCCCGGAAACAAGAUAGAUAUGUAUAUGCAGCCUUUGAUAAAAGAAUUGAAGGAGUUGUGGGAUGUUGGAGUUGAGACAUUUGAUGCCUCAACUAAACAAAACUUUCAAUUAAAGGCAUCAGUUCUCUCUACUAUAUCCGACUUUCCCGGUUAUGCCAAUUUAUCUGGGUGGAGCACCAAAGGAGCACUUGCAUGUCCAUUAUGUGGUUUUGAUACUGAUUCUAAAUGGCUAACCCAUGGAAAAAAGUAUUGUUACAUGUAUCAUAGAAGAUGGCUUCCAACUAACCAUCAUUGGCGUAGAGACACUAAAUCCUUUGUUGGAAGAGAGGAAUUACGAGUUGCCCCAAAACCUUCUUCCGGAGAGGAGGUUCUCCAACAGUUAGAUGGUACAGAAUUUCUUGCUGAAAAAGUAGAUGGUGGUCCAUGGAAAAAGAAAAGUCAUGGAAAAAAGUCAAAAGAUAACUAUGAAACACGACUUGAUCUAAAACAAUUGGGUAUAAGAAAGGAAUUGCAUCCCAAAAAGCGACCUCGAAGUGAUACUACUUUCAUGCCAAGGGCAUGUUAUCAAAUGAAUCGGGAUGAGAAGGGAUUGUUCUUAAAAAUAUUAAAGCUAAUUAAGCCUCCUGAUGAAUUUUCAUCCAAUAUCUCUCGAUGUGUGCAAUUGAAUGAGAAGAAAUUAGUUGGGAUGAAAAGUUAUGAUCACCAUAUGUUGAUGCAAGAAUACUUGCCCAUUGCAUUACGAGGUACUUUGCCAGACCAUGUAAGCUCCACUAUAAUAGAGUUGAGCGAUUUUUUUAGGAUCAUUUGCUACAAAGACUUAACCGAAGUUGAUCUCCAAUAUCUCGAAUCAAAAGUUUCCGUCACUUUAUGCAAAUUGGAAAAGAUUUUUCCUCCUUCAUUCUUUACUAUAAUGGUGCAUUUGGUGAUCCACUUAGUUAGAGAUGUUAAGUUAGGAGGUCCAGUUGCUUUUCGAUGGAUGUACCCUAUAGAGAGGUACCUUCUAACACUUAAGUCCUACGUUCAUAAUAGAGCUCAUCCUGAAGGUUCAAUUGCUGAAGGCUAUUUAGCUCAAGAAUGUGUAACAUUUUGCUCUAGAUAUCUCUCAGGAGUAGAAACCAUAUUUACUACACCAAUUAGAAAUGAUGAUGAAGGUGAUCAAAAUGAGAUUGAAGAAUCUAACAAUCUUUUCCCAGGUCGCCCAUUGGGACGUAAAAAGAAUUCUAGGGUUGCACGCAUGGAAGAGCAAGGAGAUCAAAAAGUAACUGACGAAAUAAAAUGGCUUGCACGUGGUCCACUUAGAGUUGUGCAAAAAUACUCAGGAUACCUAGUUAAAGGUUAUCGAUUUCAUACAAGAAAACGAGAGGAACUUCUACGAACUCAAAACAGUGGUGUGGCUGUUAUGGUAGAAGGUGCAAAUUAUUCCAGUAGUCGAGAUAGAAGGCUAGUCGAAGGCGUGAAUAACUACUAUGGAAAAUUAACUGACAUUAUUGAAUUAAACUACUCUGGAAUGAUACGAGUUGUUUUAUUCAAAUGUGAGUGGGUUGACAUCAACAGAGGUUGCAAGAAAGAUGGCAAUGUAACAUUGGUCAACUUCUCAUAUAAGACACAUACCGGUGUUAACUUGAUUGAUGAUCCCUUUGUUUUGGCAUCACAGGCCGACAAGGUGUUCUACUCCAUGGAUCCUAAACAUAUAGGUUGGGAGAUUGUGCGACAUGUAAAGCUUAGAGAUGUAUUUGACAUGGGAGGUGCUUAUGAUGACAUAUUUGAUGUACCUAACUUGCAUAGGGUUGGCGAUGAUGGCAUAGAUGUUACACCUGAAAUGAUAAUAGCUAAUGAAAACAUAGAUGUCAUAGAUGAUGAAGAAAAUAACAGUGACUAG